Molecule: messenger RNA, 1731 nt
Organism: Oryza brachyantha (malo sina)
Lineage: Eukaryota; Viridiplantae; Streptophyta; Magnoliopsida; Poales; Poaceae
Product: myosin-2 heavy chain, non muscle-like
Exons: 3
Coding region: 127-1608 (493 amino acids)
Source: RefSeq, a predicted model, not a curated record
UCCACCGCUAUAAAGAAUUGCUCAGCUUCACUCUGGUUUCUGGCAUUGCCUGAGCCUGACAGUAGAAGAGACGCCACGGCCGGCUCUGUCCCCCGCGCGCGCGCGAGCGAGCAGCGAGCGGUGGAUAUGUUGCCGUCCAGGCCGAGAUCUGGGUCCUGGGGAUACGGGACGCGGACUCCUCCGGCGGCCGCGCCGAGGUCUCGCCACGAGCGCAGCAAGUCCGUCGCCACCUUCUCGUCGCCAACGUCUCCCGAGAGUUAUGGCGGCGGAGGCAACGUGGUGGAGGCGGCAGCAGUGGUCGCGCGGCCGGAGAGGGAGGAGAAGCUUACGCGCGCUCUGCAGGAGCCCGAUGGGUUGCGGCAGAGCGACGGCGGUGUUGUGGACAAGGAAGUGGGCGGCGACGCGGCGUGCUCCGACGAUCGGGUGCGGCUCCUGGAGCGGGAGGUGGCGACGGCGAAGGCGACGGAGAUGAAGAUGCUGGAGUCGUUGAUCCAGCAGACGAAGGAGAUGGAGCAGGCGAAGAUCGCGCUCGAGGAGGCCAAGAUCGAGGUCGCCACGCUUCGGCAGCAAGGACGCGCGGCCGCCGAUCAGCCCGCCCAGUGGAGCGUCAUGGACCUCAUGUUCGGCGGCGUCGACGAGGAGAUGAACGGGCUGAGGGCUAAGCUCCGGGCGGCCGUGCAGGCAGAGGAGAAGAGCAGGAAGGCGGCGGACGACCUCACCGCCGCGCUCUCCGCCGUCACCAUGGAGGCGAAGCAGGUGAAGGCAUGGCUCUCCGACGCGCAGGCCGAGCUAGAGGACGCCAACGCCGAGGUCGAUCGGCUCAAGGAAUCUCUGCAUGCCGCCGAGGCGGAGCUGUGGUCGACGACCGAGCAGCUCGACGGCCUCACGUCGGACUGGAAGGAAGCCGCCGCCGCGUGGCGCGCCAGGGAGAAGGCGCUUCUCGGGCGCGUCCGGGCGGCCGAGGACGAGGCCCACGCGGCGCGGCAAGAGAACGUCGAGCUCGCCGAGCUGCACCGGGUGGUCGACGACGAGAACGGCAGCCUGCGCCGCGCGCUGGAGCGAGCCGUCGAAGAGGUCAACGCCGCCAACGAGUCGCUCGAGCUCGCCACCAGCGAGAAUUCCAAACUGCAGGACGCCGUCGCCGAGAAGGAGAGCGCCCUGGAGACACUACGGCAGGAGAACGAAGCCCUCAAGGCCAGCGAGGCCGAGGCGCGCGGGCGCGUCAAGGAGCUCGAUGGCCAGCUCGCGGCAGCACGGAAGGCCGCCGGCGGGAAGGCGCCGGACACCCUGUCGCUCGAGAAAUGGAGAGGCGACAUGCAGGGCAAGCUCAGCGCCGCGUUCUUGGACUCCAACAGGGUGAUGGCGAGCCGGAAGGACCGGAUGUUCGCGUCGCUGAGCAACAUCGCCGAGCUCAAGUCGGCCGCUGCGGCGGCGGCGGCCAUGGACGAUUUCGACUACGAGUUCGACCACUUCGACGGCGGGCAGUACGGCGACCUGGAGCACGCCAUGAAGCAGAAGAAGAGGAGGUCGAUCCUGAGGAAGUUCGGGGAUUUCUUCCGGCGGAGAAGCUUGUACAAGCACAACUUAGCGCCGGCGAUACACUAUUAGAUGCUAGUAAUAGAUUGUACGUAGAUAGAUGUUCUGAUGUCUGCGUGAUGCUUGUAAUGUACGUGCUUGAUUGAAAUGAUUAGCAAAAAAAAACGCCGAAUAAAUGAAGAGAACAUCAUCAUA